GCGCCCCAAUCUCAGGUGGGAAUCAUCAACUCAUUACGUUCUGAUUGGUCAGCUGGUGUCGGGCAGCAUUUAAAAUCCCAAACGAUUUGUCUUCAUGUGGUAGUGUCUAUUUGAAAGAAUGGCAGCAGUAUCCCUCUUUACGUGGGUCUUCCUCCAAGCAGUUUUGCUUUUGGAUGUCCACUGUAGGCCUGUUAAGAUGGGUCCAUACUUCAUGAAUAAUGCUGGAUACACGGCAGGUCGUUCUUCUCAAGGUCCGGCCUUCAUGGUUAAAGGUGGAUCCACGGGAGGUGGUUCUUAUUCACCAGAUCCAGCCUUCUACCAACAUGAAGAGCCGGAAGCCCCUGGAGACUACGGCACUAGCUCUGCUGCUGCUCUUCCCUCUGGAAAAAGCAACAGCCAUCCCUCCUUAACCGACUCGGCUCAAGCUAUCGCUUGGGUUAUCCCUCCUAGCGUCUACUCUGGGCACUCAAAAUCGGGUCAGGGUGGGGCUGCAUCAGGGUCUGCCCCCAGCCACGCCAUGCCUGGUCCGCAGUUCGUCCCAGGAGAGCUGUUCCAACUCGAGAGCACAAUGGACACUGGACGCGUCAUUUCUGAGACCCAGGAACGGGGCAACCCUCCUCCUCCUCCUCCACAAUGGUUUGCUGGAAACACUGAGGUCUUCAACAGCCCACCUGCACAAGAAGCCUCUAUGCCCAGCAGCCCUUAUGGCUACUACUAUCCUUACGACUUCAUGUUUGUCACCGGCCAGUACCCUCCCGGAACCUAUGCUCAAGCCAGUAGUAGUUUUGAGAAAGGCGGUGAUGAGUUCAUUGAAAACCAUUACGUCCGAUACGAGUAUCCCGACGGCCCCGGUAAGGAGCACCCAAUGCAGCCUUACCCCAGUGACGCUUGGCACGGCAUGGGGAAAGGGAUGCCUAAUCAUUAGCGUGUUUCUCCUGGGAUGCAGUCUUUCUGGAGGGACGGGUGGAAACGGUUGUUCAAUAAAAAAAAUACAACUUUGAUUUGUCUUGUGGGUUUUACUGUUUGUCACCCACACACCAAUGUGCACCACCCUUUGACCUCAUCACCCUUGAGCACAACAUGGUUUAUUGCCUGGAAGUUGAACCUCCCUGGGCUGGCUUCAGUUGGACUAAAGACAAUUGGAACUAAAUUUGUCAGUUUGCUUUUAUUCCUCAAAUAUUCAGAUGUACUGACCUAAAGGUGACUAGAUGGGUCAUCUACAUUUUUGACUAGGACUUGACCGUCAACAAUGUACAAACACCGGACCCCAAAUGGCCUUGACUAUACAAUAUUAAAGGGACGACCAAGACUUAAAACUGAGGCUGAACUACUCCUUCUCGCCAGCAUGGUGACGGUUUCCUGGGAUCAGACGAUGGUCUGCUGGGACCUGGAAACGGCGAAGACUCUGUGGACAUCGAGGCAUGCUGGCUUGUUGACCUCCUGUAGCGUGUCCUCUGACGGGAAGCUCAUCGUGUGCGUCUCGGACAUGGACAACGAGGUGGACAUCUCCCUGGCAACCAACGGCGAGUGUCUGCACAAGGUUAAAGAGCACCACAGUUCCACCAUGACGCGCUGCAGGUUCGAUCCACAGGGGCAGCACGUGGCCACGGUGUCUGUGGACCGCACCAUCAAGCUGUGGGACCUGCUGGCCCAGCGCACCACCAUGUCCAUCAACAGUAACCAUAGCAACACCGUCUCCAGUUGCUGCUUCACCGACAGCGGCCGCUUCUUGUGCACAGCGUCGUGGGACCGCAGCCUCCAGCUGUGGGACCUGGAGACCGGGACCUUCCGCUCCCGGGGGGGCCUGAGGCUGGAGGGGGUGCACGUGGGCUCCGUCAGCUCUUGUGUCUUCUCUGCCGACGCUCAGCUCCUGGUGUCCGGCUCCUACGACAGGACCGUUGCACUCUGGGAUAUGGCCUCUCAGUGCCACACACUCAGCCUAAAGGGCCACAGUGAUUGGGUGACAGACGUUUCAAUCAGUAUGGACAAGAAAUUGGUGGCGUCUUGUUCCAGGGACGGAACGUGCAGGCUGUGGUCUGUGGAGGCCUGUGAUGUGAUCCCAGAGGUGGUGGGGAAAACAGAAAAUCAGCUGCUUAAGUGCGGGCAGUGCGGCGGUUCCUUCUGUGUGCCCCGCUCGGAGGCCUCGGACCAACUGCCGACCAACUGUGUCUUCUGCCGGAUGAAGACUGGCGGCAGAUACCGUCCUCAGCCUCCCUCCCUCUGACUACCGUCCUCAGCCUCCGGCCCUCAGACUCCCUUCCUCAGUCUAUCGUCCUCCUCAGCUUCUCGUUCGUAGCCCUUUAUCCGCACGGCUCGACGAACCAACGAACCUUAUGAAGCAAUUCUGCAAAAAAUACAACUGAUUGGUUUAAUAAACGGUUUACUUUUUAAACGGGACUUUACUUUAUCAAUCCUGUGUGAUUGUGUGUGGCAUUAAAUUUACUUUUAAACCGUAUUUUACUUAUUUAUAAAUCCUGUACUUUGAUGCGUAGAAUCAUAUUACCCAAUUCCGUUGACGUCCUCGACGGCGCCGUGGCUUAGAUGGUUAAAGCGCCUGUCUAGUAAACAGGAGAUCCUGGGUUCGAAUCCCAGCGGGGCCUUUUGUGGAAACCGCCAGUAUCUUACUCAUGAAGAACACGUCAUGUAUCUCCUCAGUAGGGUGUCUGUCAGUGAAUGUUUGGGAAUAAAGUGUGUCUUUGUACCAUUGUUUU
This is a messenger RNA of Gadus macrocephalus (Pacific cod), 2711 nucleotides long. Its product is annotated as WD repeat-containing protein 88-like. The coding region runs from base 1250 to 2224 and encodes 324 amino acids. Gene Ontology annotation, molecular function: protein binding. Lineage: Eukaryota; Metazoa; Chordata; Actinopteri; Gadiformes; Gadidae. The transcript is spliced from 11 exons. The record is from RefSeq and is a predicted model, not a curated record.